AUGGCUGAAGUUAGGAAAAGAUCUGUCGAAGAGUUACAAGCGGCAAAGUUCAUCAAGAAGCACAAGAACGUGGUGAAAAACCCAGUGGUCGAUGGGAUCUCUAAUUGCAUAAUACGUGUACCAGUGUCGCUAUAUGUAUCACUGGCCCCCAAGUAUACUGAAAACCCGCUUCAGGGUGUCAUGAGACAGCAUCUGAACCCAAUGGUGAUGAAAUACAACAGUAAAGUGAGUGGUGUAGUGCUGGGAUACCAGGACCUUGAAAUUGUAGAUGCCAACCCUUUGAGUGAUGAUGAGGAUAACGAGGGACCACCGGGGAAACUGGUAAAACUAUCAGCGGACACUCCAUUCGGGUUCACGUGGUGCCGAGUAGUACUUUACGUGUGGCAACCACAGAUCGGCGAUGUCAUUGAAGGGUGGAUCUUCAUCCAGUCUGCAUCUCACAUCGGUUUACUAGUUCACGAUGCAUUCAACGCUAGUAUUAAGAAGAACCAUAUACCAGCGGACUGGACUUUUGUGCAUAACGAAGAAGAAGACGCAGAAUCACAAAGUCGAGACGAGAAUGACCAGGAUGAUGAGAAGUCGGAGUUUACAAGAAGGUCAAUGGACUACUGGGUCGACGCAAAUGGCGAAAGGAUCGAUGGUAAAUUGAAAUUCACUAUCAGAAACGUCUACACCACAGGGAGAGUCAUCUCAGUGGAGGGAACACUGCUUGCGGAGGGGAACCAAGAUAAAGAACGUUCUCAAGCGGAGAAUUUGCCAGUUGUAUCUAACAAGAAGAUUGUAUUUGAUGAUGAAGUGUCCAGUGAAAACACAGCAAGCCACAAGGACCUCGAAUUACCUGAAGUAAAUGAGGGCAAUGGUGAAGAGAUCAUCUACGAGGAGAAUUCUGAUAGCGACGAAGAAUCCAGCGAUAGCGAAUAG
Torulaspora delbrueckii is the source of this 921-nucleotide messenger RNA. It is a transcript of the gene RPA43, whose product is annotated as DNA-directed RNA polymerase I subunit RPA43. The transcript has a single exon. Gene Ontology annotation, biological process: DNA-templated transcription; DNA-templated transcription initiation. Lineage: Eukaryota; Fungi; Ascomycota; Saccharomycetes; Saccharomycetales; Saccharomycetaceae. The record is from RefSeq and is a predicted model, not a curated record. Bases 1 to 921 code for a protein of 306 amino acids. Gene Ontology annotation, cellular component: RNA polymerase I complex.